CAACAUAAUAAGAAUGGCAUAUUCUUAUAUCGUAGAAGAAGCACCUCCCGACGACGUUCCCAGCGUGAAGCACGAUAUCCGACGUGCGAAGCUAUUUCUUCAGAAACAUAGCACAGAAUCGGGUGACAGUUUAUACGAUCACUUAGUCGAGCUUCUGGCAAAGAUACUGGCCGAACAGCCGCGAAAUGCUGUUGAUAUUUUCGAGGAAUACAGUAGAAAAUUGAAAGAGGAGAGGUUUAAGACUAAGACGGAUUAUCUUCGGGAUCUGUACAUACCACCCGUGCAACACGACGAUGCCAAGAAGCUCAUUAAACUCUUCCAGGGUGUAAGACGGAUUAACGACGAACAGGAGAAACUAGGGGACGAAGAGGAAGCCGAUAAAAAAAAGAAACAUCCCAACAUGCUGGAUCUUUUGUUCUACUUUGAGCAGACGGGUGUAGGACUGCCACGACACGAAGUAGUGUUGCUUAAUUUAUCGAUCUGGAGGUUCGCUUCGACAAUGCCGGUUGAAAAUAUUAGAUUUUGGGGCAAAAUACUUGGAAGGCCUAAAAAUUAUUAUAUACUAGAAGCUGAACUCCAGGCGGAUGAGCUUGCUCGAAGAUUACAGCAAGAGGAAUAUGAAAUACAAUCUAGAAAAGAAAAAGAGGAAAUUGAAGCCGACAAGGUGAAACUGGUGGAGGAAGAAGUGGCGAGAAAAAUCAAAGAGAAAGACAUAGAAGGAACUGUCGAAACAAUAGGAAGUCCGCGCAAAGAUACGUCAAAAGGAAAGCCUUUGGAGCUUAUAUAUCCAGCGUUACCUACUAAUCCGUGGAGACCGUUGCCGGAAAUACCGAUCGAGAGAAUUGGAAGCGGUCUCAAUAAAAAAGUGUAUUUUGUAUGCAACGCGCCUGGGUUAGACGAGUGGAUCGAACUUCCGACGGUUACACCGCAGCAGAUAGUAAUUGCACGACAGAUUGUUCGAUACUGCACGGGAAACUUGGAGACACCGAUUCACAGUUUUCCGCCGUUUCCCGGAACCGAGAAAAAUUAUCUUCGUGCACAAAUUGCACGGAUUAGUGCGACCACUCAUGUUUCGCCGAUUGGCUUCUUCACAUUCCGUGGAGAAGACGAGGAUGAAGAGAUAGAAGAAGAAAGAAAAGAAAAAGAAGAGUUAUUAGAAAACACUAAUUAUGAUCCACUACCGAUCAAGGAUCUUGUCGAUCCCUCCAUGUCAAAUUGGUGUCAUCAUAGUACAUAUAUUCUUAAACAAGGACGAACUGUUUGGUGGAAUCCCGAGAAGGAGAAAAAGAUUGUCGAUGAUGCAAUCGAAGAAGAAGAAGAGGCGGAGGAAGACAUAGAGAAAGAUGAAGUAAAAAUGACAGAGAAAGAGAUCGGACCACCUCUCUUAAUUCCUUUAUCAGAGGAUGCUGUUGUUGACUCCGUGAUACCGUGGACUGUUAGACAAUCGACAUAUAUACAACCAGACAUUGCAGUAGCUUUAGUCAAGUCGAAUAUCUGGCCUGGAGCGUUCGCGUUCGCGGUAGGAAAACGCUUCGCUACUGUGUAUAUCGGAUGGGGCCACAAAUACAACGCGUAUAAUUACAGCCCUUCUAAUAUGCCACCUGUUCAAGAUCAGUACAAAAUCGGACCGGAGAUUAUGGAAAUUCGUGAUCCUACUGUCAAAGAAGAAGAGGCGUAUCAAUUAACGCAUUUACCACCAAUAUUGCCAAUGGGAAUGUUAGAUAACAAGGAGGAGGAAGAGGAAGAAGAUGAAGAAACAGAGGAGGAGGAGGAGGAAGAUGAAUAA
Messenger RNA from Vollenhovia emeryi, 1786 nucleotides. RefSeq names its product radial spoke head protein 6 homolog A (gene Rsph4a). The record is from RefSeq and is a predicted model, not a curated record. The transcript is spliced from 11 exons. The coding region runs from base 14 to 1786 and encodes 590 amino acids. Gene Ontology annotation, cellular component: radial spoke; axoneme. Gene Ontology annotation, biological process: cilium assembly; cilium movement involved in cell motility; axoneme assembly. NCBI's taxonomy places the organism in Eukaryota, Metazoa, Arthropoda, Insecta, Hymenoptera, Formicidae.